Sus scrofa (pig) is the source of this 942-nucleotide messenger RNA. Its product is annotated as olfactory receptor 1J4-like. Gene Ontology annotation, cellular component: membrane. NCBI's taxonomy places the organism in Eukaryota, Metazoa, Chordata, Mammalia, Artiodactyla, Suidae. Gene Ontology annotation, molecular function: G protein-coupled receptor activity; olfactory receptor activity. The record is from RefSeq and is a predicted model, not a curated record. Gene Ontology annotation, biological process: G protein-coupled receptor signaling pathway.
AUGAGGAGGGAGAACCAGAGCAGUGUAUCUGAGUUCCUUCUCCUGGGGCUCCCCAUCUGGCCAAAGCAGCAGGGCGUGUUCUUUGCCCUCUUCCUGGGAAUGUACCUGACCACGGUGCUGGGGAAUCUGCUCAUCAUCCUGCUCAUCAGGCUGGACUCUAACCUCCAAACGCCCAUGUACUUCUUCCUCAGCCACUUGGCACUCACAGAUGUCUCCUUUUCCUCUGUCACUCUCCCUAAGAUGCUGACAAACAUGCAGACCCAAAACACAUCUAUCUCCUAUCCAGGGUGCAUCUCACAGGUGUAUUUUUAUUUACUUUUUGGUUGUGUUGACAAUCUCCUCCUCAUGGUAAUGGCAUAUGACAGGUAUGUGGCCAUCUGUCACCCUCUCCACUACACCACCAUCAUGAGAGAGGGAGUCUGUGCUCUGCUGGUGGCUGGCUCAUGGAUUGUCUCCUGUGCCAGUGCCCUUCUUCACACCCUCCUGCUGGCCCAGGUGUCCUUCUGUGCUGACAACAUCAUUCCCCACUUUUUCUGUAGCCUCCCCAACCUACUCAAGCUGUCCUGCUCAGACACCUCUCUCAAUGAGCUGGUCAUAUUCACUGCAGGGGCUGCAGUUGUUGUUGUCCCAUUGAGUGGCAUCUUGGUCUCUUAUAGCCGCAUUGGGCUCUCCAUCCUGAGGGUACCCUCUACAAAAGGGAUCUGCAAAGCCUUGUCCACCUGUGGCUCCCACCUCUCUGUGGUGUCUCUCUUCUAUGGGACAGUUAUGGCCCUGUACUUUUCCUCCUCAUCAGGCCAGUCCCAUGACAAAGACAUCAUUGUUUCCUUGAUGUACACAGUGGUCACCCCCAUGCUGAACCCUUUCAUCUACAGCCUGAGAAACAGAGACAUGACAUUGGCUCUGAGGAUUCUUUUAAGAAACAAUAACUUUUUUUCCAACUGA